AGUUCAGAAGAAAGAUAAAAGUGAUAAGCACAACAAAGCGACAGAGAUCAACAACAGUUACGCGAAGAAAACUGUUUGUAACAACGAAGUAACGCAGCAGUGACACUGACAGACGCUGCCGCGCUGCACACGAAGCUUGCGAAAACCCAAAUGCGCUGAGAGAAGGGGGCGGGCAUAACGGUGAGUGGUGAGGCAAAAUGAAAUAUGUGACAACAGUUGGCAGUGGCUGGUUGAUGCAGGAGUUGUAACUGCAAGCUGCGUAUGUGCAAUAAAGAAAUAGGAGACAGACGCGUUUAGCGUGUUUAUUUGUGGCUUUAAAGAUAAUUACGGUUUUAGCGAUUUAGCUGAGACUGUUGCAAGCGGAUGCAGUUGCAAUGUGAAUGGGCUGUAAGUGGUAAAUAAAGCAGUCAGCAGACUGAAUGACAGAGCUUUGGUAAUCACUUGCCGCUGGCAGUUGUGGUUGACGCGGCAGCACGUUGCGUCGUGAUUUAAGCAAGCAAGAAAAAUGCAAAAAAUGGAAAAGAUAUUCAAAAAAAAAAGUAAAAAAGCGCAAGCAAACAGAGAAACAGCUUGUUAUAGAAUAGCGCGUACCGCGUACGUGCGCUUGCGCAUUGGAAGUAGAAAGUCAUUAGACGAUUGUAGUCUGUCGCUCAGCGUUAGGAUGUGAUUGUCACAAUUUUCACGAAGUCUGUAUGCAUGCAGAUGUGUGAAAGUGCGCAGAACACUAGCGGCUUGUAAUUUCUCCAAGACAGUUUCACGCAACACGAAAUGUUUAAAUGAAAAUUUAGCAAACAUUUUCAAACAGCAGAAAUAUCAAAAUUUGCUUGCCAAAAAAUUCGAAAAUUAUGUUAGCUCAUACACACAUACAUAUGCGCUUAAGCGCGCUGGUAUGCAGACCAGAUAGCAAUGAUUCCAAUGCCAUGCGGGCCAAUUGCACCUGUACUCUAAUACGUACACGGAAUGGGCGGAACGUCAUCGUUGAUACACUCACCGCCUGGGAUGGAGAACGUCUAACGGAUGCCCUUCUAAACUUACAUGGGCUCAAGCCACAGGAUAUACAUGUUGUUGUUUGUACACAUGGUCAUUCCGAUCAUAACGGCUGUAACUAUCUCUUUCGUGCAGCGCAAUGGCAUUUUAUGGGCGCCUGUGUCUCGAAUCGUGACAAGUAUUUAGAUUGUCCAUUAACUCGUGGUGAUUCGGAACCUUUUCAAUUGUGUGGGGAUGAUGUGGUUGUAGUACGCACACCAGGCCAUACACUCAAUUGUGUGUCGGUAUUGGUGCGAGGCACUAAUCUGGGGGAAGUUGUAGGAGUUUGUGGUGAUUUAUUCGAACGUGUUGAAGACAUUGCGGAUCCAACUAUUUGGCUGGAAGCAGGUAGUGAAAAUGCGGAAUCUCAGCGAAUACAACGUUUGCGAAUGAUCGAGUUGUGCAAUUAUAUAAUACCAGGUCAUGGUCAGGGUUUUGCUGUAACAGAACAUAUGCGGGGACUACUGCGACAACAAGUGAAUUUGAACAAGGCUAAUAAUCAGUAACAUAAUGACAUGCAUUAAAGCUGACAUUAGUAUGUAUAUUUAAAGAUUUUAUUAAAACAAACGCAUGGUAGCUAUUAGAAGAUGUAGUUAGAUUAUUUUGUUGUAUCUACGAAAAAAACCAGUUGUCAUAUAGUUUCGGCGAGUACUGCUGGAGUUAGUGAACUUUAUCAGAUAUGAUACUUCAGAUUUUGUCAUAUUAUAUGUGAAUAAAUGUGUAAUCAUAUGGAAUAUUACACAUGAA
This is a messenger RNA of Bactrocera oleae (olive fruit fly), 1773 nucleotides long. Its product is annotated as metallo-beta-lactamase domain-containing protein 1. The record is from RefSeq and is a predicted model, not a curated record. Lineage: Eukaryota; Metazoa; Arthropoda; Insecta; Diptera; Tephritidae.